GACUGUAUGCUAUCCUCCCUCAAAGGAAGCAGGCGAGGGGAGAAAGGAACCAUUGGGGAAGGAGCAUGAGAGGGAGCUGAGCGGAACGCCAGCCUGCCUGGGACUCUCGGCCUGGAAGACUGGGGGGAAACUGCUUGCAAGAUGGCUACGGAAAGAGAUUCAGAGACCACCUUCGACGAAGAUUCCCAGCCCAACGAUGAAGUAAUGCCAUAUAGUGAUGAUGAGACGGAGGACGAAUUGGACACUCAGCCUGCCGUCGAGCCGGAGCAGAAUCGCAUCAACAGGGAGGUGGAAGUGACUCGAGAAACACUUAGGAAGGAUUGCAGUUGGCAAGUUAAAGCGAAUGAUCGUGCCUUCUAUGAACAGCCACAGUUUAUGAAAACAACAUUUCUGGGCUUUAAGAGAAGUAAAUAUUCAGGGAAUGCAAUUAAAACCUACAAGUAUAAUCCUAUCACCUUCUUGCCAUUGAAUUUAUUGGAACAGUUUAAAAGAGCUGCCAACUUUUAUUUCCUGGUUCUCCUUAUUCUACAGACAAUUCCUCAAAUAACUACCCUCGCUUGGUAUACAACCUUAAUUCCUUUACUCCUCGUGCUGGGCAUCACCGCAAUUAAAGAUCUAGUGGAUGAUAUUGCUCGACAUCGGAUGGACAAUGAAAUUAACAACCGCACGUGCCAUGUGAUCAAGGAGGGCAGGUUCAAAGAGACAAAAUGGAAAGACAUUAAAGUUGGUGAUGUCAUCCGACUGGCAAAGAACACCUUUGUUCCUGCAGAUAUCCUGCUGCUAUCCAGUUCAGAACCCAACAGCCUUUGUUAUGUAGAGACAGCUGAACUUGAUGGUGAAACCAACUUAAAGUUCAAAAUGUCCCUGGAAGUAACAGACAGAUAUCUUCAAGAAGAAAGUGCAAUGGCUGCGUUCGAUGCUUUCGUAGAAUGUGAAGAACCCAACAACCGGCUGGAUAAAUUCACCGGAACCUUGAAAUGGAAAGGAAGGAGUUAUGCGCUGGAUGCUGACAAAAUAUUGUUACGUGGCUGCAAGAUCCGAAACACAGAUGUUUGCCAUGGGCUUGUUAUAUUCGCAGGAGCAGACACAAAAAUAAUGAAAAAUAGUGGGAAAACACGGUUUAAGAGAACUAAAAUAGACUCCCUUAUGAAUUACAUGGUAUAUACGAUCUUCGUUUUACUCAUCUUGGUGUCUUCUGGCCUGGCUAUUGGACACACUUACUGGGAGCAACAGAUUGGCAAUGAUUCUUGGUAUCUUUAUGAUGGAAUGGACUACAGCCCUUCCUACCGUGGCUUCCUUAACUUUUGGGGUUACAUCAUCGUCCUUAACACCAUGGUUCCAAUUUCCCUCUAUGUGAGUGUUGAAGUGAUCCGUCUCGGCCAAAGCUAUUUUAUCAACUGGGACUUGCAAAUGUAUUAUCCAGAGAAGGAUACACCUGCUAAGGCCAGAACCACCACUUUGAAUGAGCAGCUUGGACAAAUCCAUUACAUCUUCUCGGAUAAGACGGGGACGCUAACUCAGAACAUCAUGACUUUCAAAAAGUGUUGCAUAAAUGGACACACCUAUGGGGAAUGCAGAGAUAAGACAGGAAAGCCACGUAAUCGUCCUGAGCAAGUGGAUUUCAGCUGGAAUAUGUACGCUGAUGGGAAACUCGCCUUUUAUGAUCAGUAUCUCAUUGAAGUAAUCAGAUCGGGGAGUGACCCUGAGGUUCAGCAGUUCUUCUUCCUGCUUGCGAUUUGCCACACAGUGAUGGUGGAUGCUAGCGAGGGUGACCUCAGCUAUCAAGCAGCUUCCCCUGAUGAAGGCGCAUUAGUCACCGCAGCCAGAAACUUUGGCUUUGCUUUUCUUUCACGGACGCAGAAUACUAUUACAAUAAGCGAGAUGGGGACUGCGAGGACUUAUGACGUUCUCGCCAUUUUGGACUUCAACAGUGAUCGAAAACGAAUGUCGGUUAUCACAAGAGACUCGAACGGUAGAAUCCGGCUUUACUGCAAAGGUGCUGAUACGGUGAUUUAUGAACGGCUGCACCCGCGGAACCCUAAAAGGCAGGCUACCCAGGAGGCACUAGAUAACUUUGCAAGUGAAACCCUUCGGACGCUGUGCCUUUGCUACAAGGACAUCGGCAACGAGGAGUAUGAGGCGUGGAAUAAAAGAUUCAUGGCUGCUAGUGUUGCUGUAAGGAACCGCGAGGAAGCUCUGGAUAAAGUAUAUGAAGAAAUUGAAAAGAAUCUCAUUCUUUUAGGUGCCACGGCAAUUGAAGACAAGUUGCAGGAUGGGGUUCCAGAAACGAUAUCCAAACUGGCAAAGGCAGAUAUUAAGAUCUGGGUGUUGACUGGUGAUAAAAAAGAAACUGCUGAAAACAUUGGAUAUUCUUGCGAACUCCUGACAGAUGAAACUACCAUCUAUUACGGAGAAGAUGUAAGUGCUCUUCUGCAAACAAGACUAGAAAAUCAGAGGAACAGAAGUGGAUCAAAUCUAAAUUCAUCUCAGAGGACCAAUGAACCCUUUUUGCAGCAGGGUAGAAAUCAUGCUCUGAUUAUCACUGGCUCCUGGCUGAAUGAAAUUCUCUUGGAGAAGAAAAAGAAAAGAAAGAAGCUCCUGAAACUGAAAUUUCCAAAAACUGCAGAAGAAAAACAAAAGCAGCUCCAGAGUAAAAGGAAAGCGGAAGCGAACAAGGAGCAGCAGCAGCGGAACUUCGUUGAUUUGGCUUGCGAGUGCAGUGCGGUGAUCUGCUGUCGCGUGACACCCAAGCAGAAGGCCAUGGUGGUGGAUCUGGUGAAGAGAUACAAGAAGGCAAUCACUUUGGCCAUUGGGGAUGGCGCCAAUGACGUCAACAUGAUCAAAACUGCCCACAUCGGUGUUGGAAUCAGCGGACAAGAAGGGAUGCAAGCUGUCAUGUCUAGUGACUAUUCUUUUGGCCAGUUCAGAUACCUGCAACGAUUGUUAUUGGUUCAUGGCCGAUGGUCAUACAUCAGGAUGUGCAAGUUCCUACGAUAUUUUUUCUACAAAAACUUUGCAUUCACACUAGUUCACUUUUGGUAUUCCUUCUUCAAUGGCUAUUCUGCACAGACGGCCUAUGAAGACUGGUUUAUCACCCUCUACAAUGUAUUAUAUUCCAGCCUUCCAGUUCUUCUUGUUGGCUUGCUUGACCAGGACGUGAGUGACAAACUGAGCCUGCGAUUCCCCACCUUGUACUUGUCGGGACAGAAAGAUUUGCUGUUUAACUACAGGAAGUUCUUCAUAAGCCUCUUACAUGGUGUCAUAACGUCGCUUGUGAUUUUCUUCAUCCCCUACGGCGCUUACCUCCAAACCAUGGGGCAAGAUGGAGAAGCACCCUCUGAUUACCAAUCAUUUGCUGUCACUACAGCCUCUUCUCUCAUCAUCGCCGUCAAUUUUCAGAUGGGACUGGAUACCUCUUACUGGACAUUCGUUAAUGCUUUCUCAAUAUUUGGGAGCAUUGCACUUUACUUUGGGAUUAUGUUCGACCUACACAGUGCCGGGAUCCAUGUCCUCUUUCCAUCUGCCUUUCCGUUUACCGGUACUGCUGCAAAUGCCCUUCGGCAGCCGUAUCUCUGGUUGACUAUCAUUUUAUCCGUUGCCUUAUGCUUGCUGCCUGUAAUUGCACUCCGUUUCUUGUCCAUGACAAUCUGGCCUUCAGAAAGUGAUAAGAUCCAGAAGAAUCGCAAGAAGUACAAGGCUGAGGAAGAGCAGUGGAGAAGAAGGCCAAGUGUCUUCCGACGGGGAAUAUCAGGCCGCCGAUCUGCUUAUGCCUUCUCACAUCAGCGAGGAUAUGCCGACCUGAUUGCUUCUGGGCGGAACAUUCGCAGGAGGCGAGCGUCAUUGACUGCAGUACUUUGCACCAAUCUAGCAGAAGUCAGACAAGCUGAAGCAGCAAGUUGAUGGUUUUUCAUAUCCUACAAGAAGUGGAUUUUUAAAAAGACAUUGCACAAAAUUUUUAUUUUUUUAUGAAAGACUCAGGAUUCUUUUUUUUUUAAAUUAUGUAUGGUUCUGAUGAACAUCUCCUGUUUUGUUUUACAAGCUACUCAGUUGGGGAUCAUUGACAAACUGAAGAACCAAGUAGUUGUUUUUUUUAUAUAGAUCCCUGUACAAAUACUUGUUUCAUUUGAAAUUGAAGGAUAUAAAUAACAAGGGACUUCAGGACCAAUUUGUAGAAGGGAUUUUUAAAUAACAGUCCUUGGAAUUUUAACUCUUUUAUUAUGAUCACGAAAUAAACGUUCAGCUGAUUGUUUUCUGACUCGACACCAAAGAUGAGCGGUGGAAAAGCAAGACAAAUGUGUGUGCCACUUCAUCCCAGCAAUUUAUUCAGCUGUAAUACCAGUCUUAGAAAACCGAAGACUUUUUUUGCUGUGAAUUUACCUAUGCAGUUUUAUGCUGCAAGCAUCAAGAACAUAAUUUACCAUGCACAUUAUAUUCACCCAUGGAAGCAUGUGUUUAAUGUUUAGUCUGAUUAUCCUCUUGUAGGAAAACUGAAUUCAACGCAGGAACGACUGUGUUCUUUUUGCCAUGAAUAUUUUAGUGGACUUUGAACAAUAUUCCAGAAGGAAAAACCCACUGAAAUGAAACAGAAUUCAAGUCCAGUUGCACCUUAAAGAACAACAAUUUUUUCCAAGUAUCAGAUAUAUCUGAUGAGCUGAACUUGGACUCACGAAUAGAGAUGGGCAUGAAACGAACCAUGAACCAAAGUUCGUGAUGGAGCGGCUGGUUCGUAGGCAAAGAAACACGUGGUUUGUGGGGUCGUGUUUUUACAAACCAAAUGACUUUUUCCUACCAUUUCAUGGCCAGUUCGGGAAGCCAGACACUUUGGCGCCAUUCAGUGCAUUGCCUAGGCAACAGCAGCCAGUCUUUUGGUUGCCCCCAAUCUGAGGCCUUCCAGGCUUGAUUGGCAGCUGUCCCUGCCAACUAGAGCUCCCAUUCUGACCCAUCUAGCCAGGAAAAGGGUGGGGAGGUUUAGAAUCUCUAAGGCAACUGAGAUGGGCCUGCAGUAGUCAUGGUAACAUCAAUCUCUUCCCCCCCAAACCUUGUUAGGCAAGCCUUUCUGCCAAUCAGAGUGCUCCUGUUUUGCUCAAUGUGGGCAUUUUAUAUAGAAGGGAAAGCUCUGUGCCUCGUGGUUCCAGUUUCAGCAGAGAGAGAGAGGGAGGCUUGCCGGAACUUGGCUUUUGAGAGAGAUUGUUUGGUGGGAUCUUUGGCCUGCACUUGUUGCUGGAAAAGGGACUGAAAAGUUUGGGCUCUCUGAAUGGGACUCGCUCUGGGCUCCAACAAAUGGGGCUCAUUCUGGGCUCCAACAAACCACAAACCAGUUUGCGAACUGGGUCAAGUUCAGCAAAGUUCGUGGUUUGGGGCUUGUGAAACUGGAUGAACCACAAACCAUGCGGUUCGAGUUUUUUUCCGGUUCGUGCCCAUGUCUACUCACGAAAACUUAGAACCUGAAAAAUGUGUUGGUCUUUAAGGUGCUACUUGGCUUGAAUUUUGUUCGGCUAGUACAGACGAACAUGGCUAGCCACUUGAAGCUACCCACUGAAGUGAGUGACGGUUGUGUGGACGCUGAAGUGAGUGGUGGCUAUUCUUGGGUUCGGGCUAUCCUCUGGCAUCCUCCUCCUUACCACAAGAAGCAUUUCUCUUAUUUGUUCUCUGCAACUGUUUGAAAGUAAGAAAGAGACAGAAUAUUGAAUGGGGUUGAUCCCUAUUACGCUUUUUGGGAGACAUGUUGAUUCUUACAUGCUCAAUCAUUAUUAGGGUACUUGGGUAACUUCCUAUGGGUGAAUUCAUCUGUUGUUUUCCAUACUUUAUAUUAUUUCUGCGAGUGAGACACUGCAGGCAUUCUGCCAUGAUUUAAGAAAGUUUAGGUUGUCUGCCUGAAAGAAACAUGUGGGUUCUUCAAACAUGAUAGCACAGGCACAUUUUAUACGCAUCUUGCUUUAUAAAAACGAAAUCCAUGUAGGAAAGAAGCCAGGCACAAAACUUUCAUUCAGUUGGGAAGAUUUUCAAAAGAUAAAAUUGGAGCAAGAUGGUAGUUCACGUUUAGGAUGAAUGCAUUUCACUAUGUUUUAAUAGUUUUUAAAAAGCAUGUUUUUGUUAGGUUUAUUGUUGCAUACUUUCACAUUUUCUGUGCUGGGACUUAUAAAUGGUUUACAUUUCAAGUAUUUCAGCAUACACCAUUUUAUGAUGUUUAAACAUUCACGAGACCAUUUCACAUUCCCCUCCCUUCAAACAGUUACACAGCAAAGUAUAAAAGUGUAUCUUUUACUUAGGCACAUGGAGUUGGUACAUUUCUUUAUUAUUAUUGAAAGUGGAAAGGUUUACAACUUUUUCUUUUCAGUAAGUUCGUAGAAGCCUCUGCUUAGCUUCAGUGUAAAUUCUCUCAUUAAAAUAUGAGAAACCCCUCCCCAUCUCCCCGCGCCGUGUUUCAGAGCCUUUUAAUCUGGGUGCAGUAUCAGGAUUUUUCACAUGCAGAUUGAAUUCAUGCUCGGUUUACUUGUAUCAGGACUGUAAAAUAGAAGCAUUUGUUUAAAAGAUGAGGGUAUGUACAUAAACGAUCUUCAUUGUUAAUUUUUUGAAGUGAUGUGAGAAAACCCAAGUGUUUUCACUAAUCUGAUGCUUUUAUUAAAGUGAACU
Molecule: messenger RNA, 6633 nt
Organism: Eublepharis macularius
Lineage: Eukaryota; Metazoa; Chordata; Lepidosauria; Squamata; Eublepharidae
Gene: ATP8B1
Product: ATPase phospholipid transporting 8B1
Exons: 28
Coding region: 142-3900 (1252 amino acids)
Biological process (GO): phospholipid translocation; Golgi organization
Cellular component (GO): plasma membrane
Molecular function (GO): ATPase-coupled intramembrane lipid carrier activity; magnesium ion binding; ATP hydrolysis activity
Source: RefSeq, a predicted model, not a curated record